CGGAGGAGGCGAGCCACGGAAAAACUUCUGAGGACAGUUAAUGGAUCCAGACUCGCAGUUUACUCGAGCUGAGCACCUGCCGCCGCCGCCGCCGCCGCCGCAGAGCAACUUACAGCGCUCUGGAUGCUCAAACUGCGCAGCGGGUUGUUUUACCUGAGCUUAACGGACAUUAUGAAGUGAGCGUUACUAACUCUGCAGAACUGUUUUAUAUAUGUGUAUAUAUAUAAUUUAAAGUGUACUUACAUAAAAUUGGAUUCAGAAAUCCCCUGAAGACUGCUUCACUCCGGAUUUAGAAGAGGAAGAGGGGAAAAAUCAUCAAUGGAGUGACAUCUUUUUGUUGACUGUCACAGACAAGUGCCUAAAUAAGGUGGGGGGAUCUGUGAUGGUAUGUGAGUGUUUGCCAUGGGACAAGAGAGACUUUGGCUUCUGGGUGUCACUGUUGCUGCCACCUUUUGUCUUCUAUGUCCCUCGCUGAGUGCUGAACUGGUGGUAAGUGGAAGAGUUGGGGGGUCUGCAGAGUUGGGCUGCAGUCUCACUGCUACAUCAGACAGGGCCACGUCCCCCAAUCUCUUCCCUCUGCAUGUGGUGGAGUGGGUACGGCUAGGUUAUAAUGUCCCGAUCCUCAUCAAAUUCGGAGGCUACACACCACGCGUGCAUCCAAACUAUAAAGGCCGGGUGUCUUUGACACAGGGAGCAUCGCUGCUGGUGGAUAGGUUGACUCUGGAGGAUGAGGGCUGGUUUGAGUGUCGCAUCCUUCUGCUGGACAGAACCACGGACGAGUUCAGGAAUGGCACAUGGAUUUUCCUAUCCAUUACAGCUCCUCCAGUGUUUAUAAAGACACCCCCUGCCUUUGUGGAGGUCUUGCUGGGGGAAUCCCUCACCCUCAGCUGCAGUGCUCAUGGAAACCCCAAACCUACUGUCAGCUGGAGAAAAGAUGACAAUGCAGUGGAGAAACAUGACAAGAUACAGGUACUGAAUGGAACCUUGUCUUUGUCCAAGGUUACCAGGGAGACAGCAGGAAUGUACAAGUGUCACGUGUCCAACUCUGAAGGAAACCUGACCCAUAUUACUCAGCUACAGGUCAAAGGUCCUCCAGUCAUCCUGAUUUCUCCCGAGGACACCACCAUGAACAUGUCCCAGGAUGCAAUUCUGCAGUGCCAGGCUGAUGCAUACCCAUCUAACCUCACAUACGAGUGGUGGAAAGGAGGACAGAACGUCUACCAUGUUGAAUCUUUAAAGUCUCGUGUGAAGAUUCUAGUGGAUGGGACUCUCCUCAUUCCUGGACUAAUUCCAGAAGACUCCGGGAACUACACCUGCAUACCCACCAAUGGGCUACUUUCUCCGCCUUCAGCUUCUGCCUACCUCAAAGUGAAACAUCCUGCACGAGUGGUGCGGAUGCCCAGGGAGACCUACCUCCCUGUUGGCAUGGGGGGAACAAUCAUUUGUCCAGUCCAAGCUGAGCCCCCCAUGCUGUAUGUCAACUGGACCAAAGAUGGGGACUCUCUGAACUUGGACCAGUAUCCAGGCUGGAUGGUUAAUUCGGAAGGCUCGGUAUUUAUAGCCACAGCCAAUGAUGAUGCAGUAGGCAUGUACACCUGUACAGCCUACAACAGCUAUGGGACUAUGGGCCAGUCAGAGCCCACCAAAGUUAUUCUAGAGGAUCCACCUUCAUUUCGCAUAUCCCCCAGGGCUGAGUACCUUCAAGAGGUUGGGAGAGAGCUGAUGAUACCCUGCCAAGCACAUGGAGACCCAUCUCCUAAUAUCACCUGGAGUAAGGUUGAUUCUGCCCCACGCUCUCCAUUCACUGUUUUGUCGAAUGGUUCCUUGGUCCUGCGUCCUCUCAGCAAAGACCACCAGGGGGCAUGGGAGUGUCAUGCCACCAACCGUGUAGCCACAGUUAGCACAGGCACCAUGAUCUUAGUCCUGGGCACAAGCCCCCAUGCUGUGACUGCAGUCUCUGUAGAUCCAGGGAUGAACCAUGCCAAUGUGUCCUGGGAGCCUGGCUUCGAUGGAGGAUAUACACAGAAGUUCACUGUCUGGGUGAAGCCCACUACCAGAGGAAAGCACGAGUGGGCGUCCCUGCCUGUGCCCACAUCUAAAUCCAGCCUCCUUGUUACAGGUCUGCAAGCUGCCACAAGUUACCAGCUCAGUGUUCUGCCCCAGAACAAGCUGGGAUCUGGUCCCUUCAGUGAGAUCGUCACCAUCAGGACAUUGGCAGCCCCCACAGAUCCUCCCACUGUAGUAACUACUUUAGCAGCAAUACCCCCUCCCACAUCGCUGUCAGUCAAUCGCACAGCAGUGGGAGUGCUGCUGCAGUGGUCCCCUCCCUCUGUUCAGUCUCCACCAAUCACAGCCUUCGUCCUCCAGGCAAGGCAGGAAAAGGGCGAGUGGGUUACACUCGAUGGAGCUGUUAACCUCAAUGUUACAGAAAUGAUUGUGCAGGGACUGAUAAAGGACACCAACUACGAAUUACGACUGCUGUCAUGCAGAGAAAAGAUGAUUAGUGACCCCAGUGAAUCAGUCAGUAUCUCCACUAAAGGUAUGGAGAUGUACCCAGCUCCACCCAGCUUGCUGGCAUUUGUUCCUGAGCCCCUGCUAGCUGGAGUGAUCGGGGGUGUGUGUUUCCUGUUUGUGGCUAUCAUCCUUUCUCUGGUGACAGCAUGUGUCAUGAGCCACAGGAGGGAGCGCCGCCGCAGAAAGAGACGAGAUGAUAUCCCUUCUGCCUUCCAGAAGAGCCCAUCUCCACAAGCUCGCUCGCCUGCUGACAGCCCCGACAGUAUGCUGAAGAUGAAACUGUGCCCUCCUCUUAACUUCUUCCCCAACUCCUCUUCCUCCAACGGUUCAGAUCGAUCCUCUUUUGACAAGGGCAGCCGCAGCGAGUACCAGGACCAGAAGAAGCAGCUCCUCUCCUCAUCCUCUCCACCCCCACGUUACACUCUUUUCGAAAGUCACCUCGGGGGCUCUCCAUCCCCAACAUCCGCCAUUGAGUCCAUAUCCAGAGGCCCUGAUGGCCGCUUCAUUGUCAAGCAGUACCCAGAAGGUUCUACACCAAUGCAUAUUAAAAAGCACCUUAAAAAGGAAUUCCCCCAGUCCCCUGGCAGAGGCAGUGGUGGAGGCAGCAACUGUGGCUCUUUCAGAGACUCCCCCAAACCCAGCUCAUAUAGCUCAGAGAAGGAUGUGAGACAAGAGCCACCUCCAGGACUGGCUGUGGACUCGGCAGAUUCCGAGAGACCUCCACAUUCCCCAGGCAGGGUAAAGGCGAUGGCCAGAAACUUUUCCCGCCAUGGCUGCUUUUACUCAGAUGAGGAGCAGGGCUGCUCAGAGGCUCUUCUGGAGAGGCCCAGCUUCUCCUCGGACUGUAGUGAAAACAGAGUUUGUGACUCACUGAAGAAAUAUCGCCUACCAAACAAUCGGGAGGACAUCUUUCCCAGCCUAACCAAGAGAGCUCGUGCUCUGGAGAGGGAGAGACUGCUGCACCAGGCCGGUUACCAACCCAUGGACAAAGACAGCCAGCUGACCGAACCCAGCACCAUGGUUUCUCAGUUGGGAAGUGAACAAGAGAGGGACAACCUCAGCAAGUGUCUGAGGCUAGUGAAGGAGCGAGAAGAGAUGGAGAGGGAACUGGAGAGCUAUACUAUCAGCCGCAGAGCACAGGAGCGUGAAAAGGAGCAGAGGCGUGCCAAAUCAGCUAGCCCUCUGAGAAGAUGGGCAGGGGCUGUGUCGGAGGACCCCAUUUGGAAACCUCAGGACAUCCAGCUCCGACAAAAAACUCAGAGACCUAGCAGCCUAGCCCAGCGGGUUUCAGACUAUCGGAGGGGUUGUUAUUUUGGCAAUACCAGCAGUCCCAUGGAGAAAAUACUCCCCUCCUCCUCCUCUUACAUUCAGUGGGACAUCAGCCCUGUGACCUCACCUACCAGCCAAGUUCCUUUGCAGAGCCUUUCAGAGGGAAACACACCUCGGCGAGGGCUAGUGGCUAUAGAGGACUCAGUAGCAGGAGACUUUUCACAUUCACCAGUCACACAGUACACUUCCCUUUCACUCCUCUCUCCCAGAAGGAACAGUCCCUCUCCCUGUGGGUCUGACCCAGUCGGGUCACGUGUAAGAUGUCCAAAGAGACCCACAGAGAGAGAGCAUGAGCUUUCCUGCUCAAAGGCAGAUGAAGGCUGGAAGCAAGACAGAAAGAUAGAGACACAAGCAGUUGUCUUUAGGUCCACAUGUCCUACUCCCUGUAGUUCUCAGCCAUCUGAGAUGGCAUUUGAAAGAGCACAGCACUCUACAGCAGAAAGAGAACAACAAGCACACUCUCAUUAUAAUUAUCCUAAACCCAUAGAGGAGACAAACCUUAAUCACAGAGGAAAGUUGAGCCACAGUCCCUCUGGUUGUUCCACCCUUCCUUAUGACUAUCAAAAAACAGGGGCCAAGGUAAAAUUGCGAGGGAAUGAGAGCAAAGCUGAAGAUGAGCUCAGCUCCUUAUCUCUACAGCCUGAGGAAGAGAAGGAGGGUGUCCGGGCACGCUCCCGCAAGAGUGACAAAUGUGUCUUCAGUGAUAGCCCCAGCCGCAUUUCUCCUCUGACUCUUGAUAAUGAGGGUGAAAGUGAUCAGUCAAAUUUUUCUAUUGCCAGAAUGUCAGAAUCAUUGAAAGCGAAGAUUGUGCCCCAACCUGCCAGGGUAUCUCCUCUGCAAACCAGCACUAUCUUGGAGUACUUAAGCUUGCCAGGCUUUAUUGAAAUGAGUGUAGAUGAGCCUAUUGAGGAGAGUCAACCGGCAGAAUCUACCUGGCCCAGCACACGGCCAGAAAAUGGGACACUGUUAAGAGGUGAGCCUGACGUGGUCCCUAAGAACUGGGAAAGUCAUGAUCAAGACCACUCAGAGAUUAAAAAUGGUCAUCAAAAUGAAGUUUUGGUGGACCUCAAAACCUCAAUCAUUCCUAAACCAGAAAAUGUACAUAAUUCUAAACCAUGUCCAGAGUUGGCAUACAGUGAUGCAAGUAUUAAAUCAGAGUCCUCAGAGACAAAUAGUAGAGCACCACAAGUUGUAUCUAAUGAAAGGUGUUCUCAGCCAUUACUGUCUCAAAAAAGAGCAAGUUCUGAUAAACAGCAGUCCACCCACAUAAACCCAGCACAGACCCUAGUGAGUACUGCUAAAAGUAUGGCAACAGUAGUGUCUGAUAGUGUCAAUGAAGGUGAAAGAACAGCAGAAUUGUUACCAGAACAACCUAAAAGGUUUUGCGUUCAGGUUAACAGGACUAAUAAAAUAACCUCACGGAUAUCUCAAGCUCCCAUGCCUUUUAUGAAGAAGUCAAUGAGCAUUGGUCCAUGUAGAACCCUCUCAGGCAUGGGGCAGCCUCGGCCCUUCCUUAAGAAAUCCAUUAGUUUAGGAUCUCAGAGGUGGGAGCAUUAUGAAAGCCCCCGGACUUAUGUCUCUGAGACCUGUUAUAGAGAUGAGCUCCCUCGUCCAGAUGUAAGGGUGAAGUCCUACAGUUUGGGUCGCAUGCCUGCAAAUUUGUACUCUAGACCUGGUCCCUCAUGGCAAGGAGCAGUGCCCUUUCAACCCCUCAGCAGCCAUAGUCUGGAAAGACCUCGUUACAGUGACCGACCAUACAUAACUCCCUCUUACCUUUCCCAUACCCAUGGCCCCCCAGUCCUAGAUCCCUCAAAACUUGCAGAACCUCACAGACAUGAGUCAGAUCCACGUAGACAGGCCACAGUCUUUCCAGAUUCCUCCAGAUGUCCAUUGUCAUAUCGAGAGACCCUAAGGUCAAUCCAGCACAAGUAUGUGCCCCAGGAUUUCCCCCGACCCUUUGGCCUGCCCAGACCUGUGGCAAGAGGGGACUAUAUUCGUCCUAUGGAUUCUAGAAGGGGUAUUCAGAAGCCAUUCUUGCCUAGGGGUUAUAGCUGGCCCUCGCCAUAUCAAGCAGCCUUUCCUCCAUGGGAUCAUGAGGUUCAAAUGGAGCUAUAUGUAGGGGUGGGCAUGGGAAAGGGCAGCACAAAUGUAGAGGGCCGGGAUAGUAGAGCAGAGGGUGGCCGCGCCAGUUACGCCAGCCAGAGCAGUGGCAGGGGAAGUGUGGGGCCAUAUGGGCACGGGCACUUCCGCCAGUCUGUCUCUAUCACUCCCACCUUACUGAGCUCUCCAGAGACUACCGAGGAGAGUGAGAGGCGCAAGGCAGAAUCGGACCUGCGAGAACAGAGGUCAAAAAGAAGGAAUACAUCAGUAGAUGAGAGUUAUGAGUGGGAUGCUACUGAGUGCACAGUGGGUCUUGACCUCCUGGAGGCCAUGAAGAUGGAGCAUGCGGGCUUGGGGAGAGGCAGGGAGCUUAGGCAAGAUCGGCCCUGCUCCACCACUGGCCUCCAGGACCUGCAGGAGAAAGGCCCAUACUCCUCUAUCAACCUUCCCCUAAACUCCCAUCCUCCUCCACGGCAGUAUGGUCGCUCACUCAGUGAGGCACGCUUCAAUGCUCUGAGGCAGGAGUUCCACGCGUACCGCAGAGCCCAGGAAUCCUCUUCCCGAGACCCCCGCCUUACUCCUGACCCUGACUCUGAUUCAGGCUCUGCCCUGCUCUGAGAGCCCUGCUUGGAACCUCCAAAGGAAGGAGACAAAUAGGUACAAUACUGUCUUGACUGGGAAUACCAAUACUCAAAACCUUGAUACCUUGGCAUAUGUUCAUCUAACGCUUGGAUCUUAAAAAAGGAACUUUUUGAUGAACAAUGCUAAAAUGCAUUGAAAUUUCUUUCAUUGAAUCUUUCAAAUAAUGUUGAUAGUGGGAAAGAAAAAGAUAUCGUAUUAGCUCAUGAGCUCAGGUGCAUUAUCCUUUUUGUAAAAACAGGAAAUGCUGAAUAUCCAGAAAAUUUGUAAUACCACAGUCUAGAAUGCACUGCUACUGGAUACAGUAAAUGCUGUUUCAUAGCAGUUAACCAAAAACAUUCAAAUAAUGUAUUGGUGCACAUCUCUUUUUUUUCCACUGUGAGGCUCAUUGAAGAGCCUUGAAGAACAACUUGUUAGCUAGGAGGUAUUUGUCACUACUACUAUGUUGCCUAUACCAAAACACCACAGAAACCACAGUAGCUGUACAACAUGAAAGUGUGCUUGGACAAUCAAGUUUUAUGGCCUAAAACAAGAAAUCAGUCUUAACUGCCUCCGAUGUCCUGGUACAUAUGAAGAAUGAGAGUCUUCAAUAUUGGUUAAUUCACUGUCAUUUGUACAAGGUAAGCUUUAAAAUGGUUUAAAACGAAUAUCUCAAAGCUGUUCAUUUAUUUUACGUAAACUGUUUCAAUGUCUGUGUCUUCGUCUGAUCUAAGUGUCUCAUAGGCCUUUGCAGAUGAAAAAAUGUUAAAAGAAUGAGAUGGGUUGAAAAAAAAUACUCCAUGUUUUUAGCAGUUAUUGUGCAGUAACAGUACCUUCAUUAACACUACAUAAAAUCUUCCAUUACUUGAGGAGAACUGCUUGGAACAAACAGAAUAAGCUAUUAAGGCAUAUUGCCAAAUGAAAUAUGUUGAAAUUACUAUUUCUAUGAGAAGAGACUAUCAAAAUAUGUACAAUGAUGCUUUUCUCUGAUGAUGACACACUUGGGGGAUUCAGACAGGAAUUAUUGAAAAAUCUUGGAUAGCAAGACUUUUUGGAAGACUCAUUUAUUUAAACAGAGCUAAAAAUCUACUUGACCCACUCUGUCAUUCAGGGAAGGGACAUUUCUGUAACUGCUUGCUAAGGUGAGAACAAGUUUCUGUAAACAUAUGGAGCUUUAAAGCCCCAAUCAAGAUAAGUCCAUUUCUUCCACUGAAAGCUUUGACACACACAAGCAUUCCAAAGUUUGGAAUCACUGUUCAAAAGUUUUCAAUAAUGUGGGACCGAUUUUGUUGCAGAUACACACAUACAAAUAUUCUAAAAUGAUGAUAAUAUUUUACAGGUUUCAAACAAGUUGCAGGAAGUAGUUUUAGCAUUUAUUAUUUUUUACAAUGUUCCCAAAAUUAAUUCUAUAUUUCAGUCUACACUAUACAAGUUAUUGUUGAAUAACACUUAUUAAUAUGGCAAGAAAUUCUACAUUUUGAACAGUUGUGUAUUUGAAACAGAAAGCAUUGCAAACAUAUUGCACAUUUUGGUGGGUGUGGCCUUCUUGUGUUGUUUUUAAUAAAGCACUGUUGAUUCAGUUACAUUGAUACCCAAAUGGAUCUUUCACAAAGGAAUUUUUAAAACGUUUAGUUGCAUUUUGCAACUUCAUUGUUGUCCACAUAUUUAACUGUUAAAAGAAGGUAGUUAUUUUCAUGUCAUUCAUGUACUUCAUGUAUGCAUGUGUAUAAGGUGCAGCAUCAGUUGUCAUGAAACUGGCAGUAGCAGGAUACAGUGUCCCCUUCAACUUAAUUCCCACUGUUGUUUCAAUAAAGGUUCAAAUUUAGAGUCAUAGAGAAAAUAUAUACCUUGUCGUUACUUCAAAAACUUGUUCAGUGCCUGAUAUGAGUUUGUAAGCAACUUAUCGUCUGUACACUUUAACUAAGAAUUCAGUUGGCUUUGACAAAUAUUUAUUUCAGGAGAACAGAGACUAUAUGAUUACACCACCACAUGCAAAUCUCCAUGUUAAUGUGAACAGUAAAUUGUGAACAGUCUUCAUAUUGCUGGUGAUAGAUGUUGUUGCUUACUGUCAGUCUGUUCUAAGUGUUUUGUAUAAACAGUAUUUUGUCAAUUCAUUUUCUUUUUAAGUUGUUUUUCCAGACCUUUUUUAAAUUUUUUUUGUUCAUUUUAGACUGGUAAGAAUGAAAUCUAUCAUAUAUUUAAAAUAAUGUAAAUUUUGUAAAGCAAAGAUUGAAAUUUUUCAGAGAUAAUUUUCACGUUUUGUACAAAUUGGUCAAAAAUAUGCUGGUUUUAUAUCUGUUCUUAUAUUUCAUUUUUAUCAAUGUUGUCACUGUUAUUUUUAUAUGUUUUUAUUAAAUAAAUUGACUUUAUUUACUGAA
Colossoma macropomum (tambaqui) is the source of this 8939-nucleotide messenger RNA. RefSeq names its product immunoglobulin superfamily, member 9b (gene igsf9b). The transcript is spliced from 22 exons. Gene Ontology annotation, molecular function: protein binding. The record is from RefSeq and is a predicted model, not a curated record. The coding region runs from base 403 to 6561 and encodes 2052 amino acids. Lineage: Eukaryota; Metazoa; Chordata; Actinopteri; Characiformes; Serrasalmidae. Gene Ontology annotation, biological process: cell-cell adhesion.